Linum trigynum is the source of this 2551-nucleotide messenger RNA. The record is from the annotation of a GenBank genome assembly. NCBI's taxonomy places the organism in Eukaryota, Viridiplantae, Streptophyta, Magnoliopsida, Malpighiales, Linaceae.
CAAGAAUUCCAAACUAAUAAUUCAUUAACAGAGUAGGAAAGGACAAAGCAGCAAUCUUUUCGAAAGAUAAACAUUAAGGAAGAUGAUUGGAUUGGAUUGGAUUGAUCGUUACCCUUGGAACUGACGGAAGAGAAUUGCCGAUGUUCUUGAGAGAACCGCUGGUGUUUGCUACCCUUGGCACUGCUGAAACAGAGCCCCAUUAACUUCGACUGGAAAUGUAAUUUCAAUCUUUAGACCAAACCCAUCUUACACUUCAAUUCUCCCCUAUCAAACAUCUAUCCGCAGGCAGCGGAAUAUGCCAAAUUCCUAGAAAGAGAAUUGGACAGCACAAAUAUCUAAUCGGGAUGGGGGGCCCUCAACCCACAAGGGAAAAAGAAGAACAGGGGAAAAAGAAGAUUGAAUGGAGGAAGGAGAGUGGGCGGGGGAAAUCGAAUGGGUUUUCAGAUCUGAUCUGGGCUCGCCGGAAUCCUCUAAUGGUCGUCGCCGCCGCCGCCGCCACCGCCGCCGCCACGGAUUCCGCCGGAACCCAAAGGGAAAGUGGGAGGGAAAGCGCCAAGCGGGCAAAUCAGGGAAUUGGGUUUGGUGGGAGAUGGGAAGUAUCAAGUAUGAGAUAUAGUUAGGUUGAAGAAAAAGCAGGGGUCUGGACCAGAGACAGAGAGUUAAUUAUUUUUAGAUUUCUAGCAUGUGGCUUCCAUUUUUGUUCUUUAAACAAGAAGAAAUCGCCAAAAUCGCCACCAGACCAAACGGGCCCCCGCGGCUUUCAAAGUCUUCUAAGAACUACUCCUCUGCCUUUCUCCAAAAAAAAAAAAAAAACUAUUUAGGAAGAUGGAAGAAGAAGAGAAAUGGUUUGCAUUUCGUUGUAUAGCUGUUUUUCGAGAUUGAGAAAUGAUUUGAUUUGCAGAAACAAAAAAAUGUGACUGCUCAAUAGUCUCAAAUAAAACUGGAUUAAGUUUCAUUUUUCACUCAACAAUCUUAUUUUCAGUUAAUUUUGCUUUUCGGUUUAUCGUUUACUGGAUCAUAAUUGUUUUUGUUGAUAUUGAAUUACGUUUUAACUAUAUAUACUAGAUUCAUAAUCAAUGGCGGACCCAGGAUUGUCGGAAAGGUGUGUCGCCAAUAAAAUAAAAUAAUAAUUAAAUUAAAUUAAAAAUUAAGUUAAUUAAAAGAAAUUAAUUCAUAAAGUUCACAAUGUCAUGUUUACAACGAACCACGACGACUUUUCAUCUGCUGAAAUGUCUCUAAAAUACAUUCAUCACUUAUGCAGCAAAGCAAAUCUUUUUCAAUAUACACAACUAAACAAUCAUUCAUAAAUUGGUCACUCAACCGAUUUCGAAGAUCGUUCUUGAUUAUCUUCAUAGCUGAAAAUGCUCUUUCGCAGCUUGCAGUUGCCACAGGUAAGGUCAACACCAACUUUAACAGCAAGUAAACUAAAUGAUAAAGAGUGUCCUUUCCCCUUUCCACCAAUUUCCUAGCUAGCUCGUCGAUUCCUCGCAAUCCAUCAAAGCUCUUAUCCUCCUUGACAUGAGAAAUGUAGCCCCCCAAUUGUUGAUGAAGUCGUGAGAGCACAUUGGAUGGAAACUCCUCGGGAUAAAACUUAGUAAGACUCAUCAACUUUGCUUUAUCAAAAGAAGCAAAAGAGUUAGCUGGACUAAAACAAGAAAUGCAGUCCAACAAUCGAGUGUUCACCUCACCAAAUCGAGUAUUCAAUUCUUGCAGCUACAAAUCUAUAACUGCAUAGAAUAAAUCGACUUGAUAGUAAUGCAAGUUUGUAGGCUGAUGAGGGGUGCUACGUCUUGUUCUUCCAGCAAGAGUGAACAAGUCAUUCUUGUUAGGAACAUGAAUUUGUUCCUUAGUGCAGAAUGAAACCACAUCAUCAAAUAGAGGUUCCCACCCUUCAUCUCUCAACUCUUAUAGUCUCUUCUUUGAGCAAUUAAUGAGUUCCAUAGCAUUAACAAGGUCUUGAUCUUUCCUUUGUAAUGCUAUAGACAACUCAUUUGUAAUUGCAAGCACUUCAAUCAUCAUCUUCAUGUGAAAGACAAACUGAAAAGUUUGCAUUUGAAGCAGAGAAUUCACUACUUUACCUUGUGCCUCCUUUGAACGUGUGUCAAAUUGCCGUCGUCGCGCUGCCCGCCGGUGAAGGGAUGUCCGCCGAGGCCGAGAUGGGUUGCCGUGCCGACUUGCCCGUUCUGCCUUUGUCUGGGUUUUUUGCUCGUCUGGGAUCUGGGAUUUUUUGCGAGCGAGAGAAGAGGGAACCAAGGGGAAUAAUGGGGAUGAGUUGCUGGGAAUUGAGAUAUGGAGAGGGAACAUGUCAUUGGGCCAUUAAUUGGGGAGAUUGGGCCAUUAAUUGGGGAUGGGGAGGGAAGGAAUAAUAAUGGGGAGGUAGUGGGCUAGUGGCCGACUGGGCUUUUGGCCUGUGAGUUCUUUUCUCAUUUAAUUAAAGGCUCAUGCCCAACACUCAUCACACAUGUAUAUUGUAUGGGCUAAGAGUGUUUUUUUAAUAGGAAGGAUAGGAUUAUGCUUUAUGAGUUAUUUUAAACAAAAUUAAAAAGGAUUA